AUAAAUACAUCACUCAUUGCUUAUUUUCUCUCAAAUCUUGAUUUGCAAAGUGUUUGUUUUUGAAAGAAAUGGCCAAUGCAAUUCGUUUCUUUCAGUUGAACACCGAAGCCAAAAUCCCUUCUGUUGGGCUGGGUACUUGGCAGUCUGCCCCUGGUGUUGUUAGUGAUGCUGUUAUUGCUGCCGUUAAGGUUGGAUAUAGACACAUAGAUUGUGCUGCAGUUUAUGGCAAUGAGAAGGAGGUUGGUUCGGCAUUGAAGAAGCUGUUUGAUGAUGGCGUAGUGAAGCGUGAGGAGUUGUGGAUCACCUCCAAACUCUGGUGUACUGAACAUGCACUAGAAGAUGUACCCGUAGCACUAAAUAGAACUCUGCAGGACUUGCAACUCGAUUAUGUAGAUCUGUAUCUGAUUCACUGGCCAGCCAGCAUGAAGAAAGGGUCGGUUGGUUUUAAGCCCGAGAACCUUACACACCCUGAUAUACCCAGCACAUGGCGAGCAAUGGAAGCAUUGUUUGAUUCUGGCAAGGCUCGAGCUAUUGGAGUUAGUAAUUUCUCUACAGAGAAGCUUGAAGAUCUGCUAGCUGUUGCUCGUGUUACUCCUGCUGUUAACCAAGUGGAGAUUCACCCCGUAUGGCAGCAGCCAAAGCUUCAUGAAUACUGUAAAUCCAAGGGAAUUCAUUUAACUGGGUAUUCGCCACUAGGUUCUCCAGGAACAGGAACCGUCAAGACUCAGGUUCUCAAGAAUCCUGUUCUCACUACAGUUGCUGAGAAAUUAGGCAAGACCCCUGCACAAGUUGCUGUGCGAUGGGGACUUCAAAUGGGUCACAGUGUAUUGCCUAAGAGCACGAAUAAGGCAAGGAUCAAGGAAAACUUCGAUGUUUUUGACUGGUCUAUUCCUGAAGAUUUGUUUGCCAAGUUUACUGAAAUUGAGCAGAUGAGGCUAAUAAGAGGCAGUGGAUUUGUAGAUGAGACUUACGGCGUUUACAGGACAGUGGAAGAACUUUGGGAUGGUGAAUUGUAAGCAUACAGAUGUUUCAAUGAUUAGAUUUUCCUUUUUGGCUUCUUCUAUCUCGUAUACUCAAAUGUCAUGUGUCUCUGCUUUCAAUUUGAGAUUGAGAGCGCACUCAAUAAGCAUAUGGAUAUAGCCAGAGGAACUUGGGAUAGAAAUAAGGAACAAAUUUUGAUGAUCAUUUGAGGUUUAUCUGAAUUGAAUUAAUGUUUGUUAGAAAGUCAA
Molecule: messenger RNA, 1229 nt
Organism: Hevea brasiliensis (rubber tree)
Lineage: Eukaryota; Viridiplantae; Streptophyta; Magnoliopsida; Malpighiales; Euphorbiaceae
Product: NADPH-dependent aldo-keto reductase, chloroplastic-like
Exons: 7
Coding region: 69-1016 (315 amino acids)
Cellular component (GO): cytosol
Molecular function (GO): aldose reductase (NADPH) activity
Source: RefSeq, a predicted model, not a curated record